Molecule: messenger RNA, 6928 nt
Organism: Prionailurus viverrinus (fishing cat)
Lineage: Eukaryota; Metazoa; Chordata; Mammalia; Carnivora; Felidae
Gene: SLC45A4
Product: solute carrier family 45 member 4
Exons: 7
Coding region: 3033-5549 (838 amino acids)
Biological process (GO): transmembrane transport
Cellular component (GO): membrane
Molecular function (GO): sucrose:proton symporter activity
Source: RefSeq, a predicted model, not a curated record
GCAGCGGGUCUGACCGACACGUGACUGGAGUCCCAGAAGAGAGGAGCCUGGAUGGGGCACACAGUGUGGAGAAAUGACUGAAGAUUUCCCAGAUUUGGUGAAAGGUUUCAAUGUCCGGAUUCUCGGAGCUCCGUGAACUGCAGGCAGAAGUAAAAAGGAAAGCUCGCUUAGGCUCAUGGUAGUCAAGGUGCUAAAAACCAACAAAAAAGAGAGUAUCUUGAAAGCGCCCGGAGGAAGAGAGGACCCAUUCCGUAUAUACGGUCACACGAGAUGUGCCGGCCUUCUCUGCAGAAACUGUGAUCUCUUCAGAGUUCGGGGGGGGGGCGGGGCAGUUAACCCAGAAUUCUUUAUCCGGCCAAAAUACCCUUUGAGAAUAGAAGUGGAAUAAAGAGGUUUUAGUUACAAUAGCAGAACAUUUGUCAUCAACAGAUUUCUGUAAAAUGCUGAAUCACCCAAGGAUGGUCCUUCAGACGGAACGGAAGUGGCACCGUGUGAAUACUCAGGUCUUCGGGAAGGAAGGGAAAAGACUAGAAAUGAUUGAAUGGGAGGUAAAAAUAGGAAUUUUCCUUUUCAUUCCCUUGAAAUACGCAGGACGGCCGGAAGCAAAAACCACAGCACAGAUGGGGGUUUACGCUGUCUGGAGAGGUGAUGCGUGUGCCGCCUGUAGCGUGAAGGGACUCGGGGGCAACCACACGCGGACGUUUGCAAUGUUCUUGCUGUUGUGCUGCGCUGACACCCCCAGACUGAGAAACCAGUGUGCCAUGAACUCUGCAGAGCGGCUGCUUACGAAAUGAUGCUGAAAAGCCAGCAUAUAAAUUAAAACGGAGUGCAGCAAAACAGCAUUCAGUCCGCUUAGCCAAAAGUGGGCAGGAAGGAGGGGGCCGACAGAAAGCAAGUAGUAAUGUGGCCGCUGUGGUGCCAGCCGUGUAAGGAGUCACGCUACAUGUACGUGGACAAAACACUGCAGUGAGAAGGGAUCAGCAGAACGGUUGAAGAGCCACUGAUGUGGACCGUCUGAGAGCAGCACCCUUUUCUUUUUUCAUGUUUGUUUCUUUUUGAGAGAGAGCACGAGCAGGGGAGGGGCAGAGAGAGGGGGACAGAGGAGCUGAAGCAGUCUCUGUGCUGAGAACAGCGAGCCCGGUGCCCGGUUCGAACUCGCGAACCGUGAGAUCAUGACCUGAGCUGAAGUGGGACACGUAACUAACUGAGCCCCCCCCCCUCCCCCGGCGCCCCAAGAGCAGCACUCUUAAAAUAGGACACGGUGGGUUGAAAACGGGCGGGUCAAGAUCUGUUGUGCCAGCAGGGAGCCCGAGUCGGCAGGGGUGAGCCUAGCAACAGCAGGUAGAGGAGACCUCAGGAGGAGCGUGAUGGAGGGCUUGUGGCCGAGGGGUCGCGCCGCACGAGUGCUCGGGCGAAGUACUUUUCAUCUCACUGGAGAGCGAGGGCUUGUUGGGGCCCGGGGUCUUGGAAGGAUCUGGUAUCCUGGGGCAGGUGCAGGCCUGGCAGGUGAGGGCCCUCCGGGGACGGCCUGCCGCCCAGGACUGGACGGGGGGGUGGGGUCAUGGGCUGGCCCAGGGAUGGGUUAACAGAGGGCCGGUGGUUGGGGUUGGCUGGCCGGCCCCACGCGUGCAUCUCAGGAUGUGGUGCAGUACGACAAGCCGGAGCCCCUCUCUGCGUCCCCUGCCACGCAGGGACAGGUCAGCCAGUCACCACUCUCAGGAAAGUACACCGUACAGGUGGCUCAGCAGCUGGGGAGAUAGAGCAGCAGUGGCGUGCCCGGCUGGGUGGGGAGGCCUCUAGGGGGUGCCCCCCUCGGAGCUGCAACAGGAACCAGGCGGGGGUAGGGGGGAGACUGCAGGAGGUGUGAAGAGACCACACUCCCAUGUGCCUGGAGCAGCGGGGCCAGGCCGCGGGAGGGAGGCCAGGAGUGGCAGGUGGCCUGGUGUGCGCGUGAGUGGAUUCUGCAAGGGGCCGCGUGCCUCCAGGCCAGUCGGUGUGGGUGAAGUUGUGCCGUUUUAAAAGCCACCUUCGGAGUCCGUGAACCCUGGGGUGAGAAUGCUUUCCGCUCUUUGUGAAAAGCUGGCUGUGUCGUCCACGCGGAGCGGUUUGGUCGGCGGUCCUUUCCGGCGAUCGCAUUGCUGGACAACGUGCUCCUGCACGUGGGCACUGGGGGCCGGCCUGGGCGGCUGUCACUGUCCCCUCUGCCCGCCUGUGGUGCAGAGGGGCGAGGCCCCAGGCCUGCCGAGAGACCGUAGCGCUCAUAGCUUCUCGUUCCCUGGAGCAGCAGCACGCUGUCUCUGCUCACUUGGAACACGAGCACGAUUCACCACCCUUCCUAACGUUCUCUGCGGCGUAGAGGUCAAAGCAGACACCUCGCAUCGUGGACUGCGUGCGGGCACGUGGGUGACGAUGCGGGCGGUGUUUCGCCUUGCCACACAAGUUUAGCUCUAAUGCGCCCUGGUACCCCGUUUCCCGGCGCCCGCGGUGGUUCGGGGCACUGGCCAAGGGGUUGCUGGCGUGCCCAAGCACCUUUCAUUUUCUAAGUAAACUUUUCAUUGAAGUAGGACACGGAGAGGUGCGUGACGGAAGUCUCCAGCGGGGUGACCUUUAACCAGCGAGCCCCAUCCAGAUCAAGAACAGAACAGGCCGAACUUCCCAGGGGUGACCGCCACCCUGGCUUCUGCCAGUAGAGACUCCGUGUAAAUGGAACCCACUCCUGUGUGUGCUCCUGCGGCUGGCGUGUGCGGGGCCCGGCUCGUGCACCGCUGCAUUGCGCAACCCAGCUGCUAUGCGGGCUCUGCCGCACGAGCGUGCCUUUCCACUGGCAGUGGCGUUGGGUCUGUGCGAUAGCGAUAGCGGAGGCGGGGGCCUCCUCCUUUGUCCCUUUGGGGCCAGGGCAGAUUACCUAGCCACUGCCCCCUCCUGGAAAAUGGGCACGAGAGUCCCUGCCUCCCUGGGCAGCGAGGAGGAUCAGAUGAGAGGGAGUACCAGGGGCCAGAAAGAGCACCUUCGCUCCAGCUAAACACGUACCGAUGCUCCCCCUCUCGUUGGCUCCUCGGUGGCUGCGCAGAAGCCCACCGCUGGGGUCGUGUAGCACGCUAGUGGCUGUGUGGCCCCUCAGGGCGACUCUGGGGAUCGUUUUCGGCCCGUGCGGCCCGGAAGGACAGCAGGGUGGGUCCUCGCUACUCUGGGGCCGUGUUCCCUGCGUGCCUCGGUUCUGGGCUGACGGGGACACUGUGUGCGGUGCCUGUGAGGUGGCGCUGAGUAGCGCGGGUGGCGUGAGAGGGCCUGGCCCCGCGCUGGCGCCCGGGGGUGCCUGUUCUCCACGUGUGCACGGCCGGUCCCAGCUCUGCUUGUUACACUCUGCAGCAGCGGGUCCCGGGGCGUCUGCUCCAAGGCCCCGGGUGCUGGCCUCUGGCCACCUGGUGCUUCCCCGUUGGGAUUCAGUCUUCAGAGCUGCCUGCUUCGGAGGCCUUCCGGAGCAGUACUACAGCCUCACCUGGUUCCUGAGCCCCGUCCUCGGCCUCUUCUUCACGCCCAUCAUCGGCUCCGCCAGCGACCGCUGCACCCUGAGCUGGGGCCGCCGGCGGCCUUUCAUCCUGGUCCUGUGCAUCGGCGUGCUCUUGGGCGUGGCGCUCUUCCUGAACGGCUCUGCCAUCGGUCUGUCCCUCGGCGAUGUCCCCAGCCGGCAGCCCAUUGGCAUCGUCCUCACCGUGCUGGGGGUGGUCAUCCUGGAUUUCAGCGCCGAUGCGACCGAGGGCCCCAUCCGUGCCUACCUGCUGGAUGUGGUGGACAGUGAGGAGCAGGACAUGGCCCUCAACAUCCACGCCUUCUCUGCCGGCCUCGGCGGGGCCAUCGGCUAUGUGCUGGGGGGGCUGGACUGGACCCAGACCUUCUUGGGCGACUGGUUCCGGACGCAGAACCAGGUGCUUUUCUUCUUCGCGGCCAUCAUCUUUGUGGUGUCGGUGGCCCUGCACCUGUUCAGCAUCGAGGAAGAGCAGUACAGCCCCCCGCAAGAGCGGGGUGGGGAGGCGGCCGGCACCCUGCCCCCCGCCGCCCGCGUGAAUGUUCUGGAUGGAGGCGUCGCCUUGUUCCCGGAGGAGGUGCAGUCCGAGCACGAGCUCUCCCUGGACUUCCUGGGUGUGGACAUGGUGCGGAGCAAGAGCGACUCUGUGUUGCACGUGCCGGACGCUGCCCUGGACCUGGAACCCGAGCUGCCCUUCCUGCCCGACAUCGAGCCCUCCAUCUUCCACGACGGCUCCUACCCCAGCACCCCCCGCAGCAGCAGCCAGGAGCUUCCCUGGACCAGGCCGUACCGCCUGGCCUCCGUGCUCAGGGAAACCGCAAAGGAGGACGCGACGCUGCUCGAUAAUCACUUGAACGAAGCCAAAGUCCCCAACGGGAGUGGCUCUCCCCCGAAGGACAGCCUCGGGGGCUACACCAGGGUGGCCCCGAAACCCACGGCCGCGUCCGGCUCCAUGAGGCGGCGGAGGCACAUGUUCCACCGGCAGGCCUCCAGCACCUUCUCCUACUACGGCAAGAUCGGCUCCAACUGCUACCGCUACCGACGGGCCAACGCCGUGGUCCUCAUCAAGCCCUCGCGCAGCAUGAGCGACCUGUACGACCUGCAGAAGCAGCAGCGGCAGCGGUGCCGGCACCGGAACCAGAGCGGGGCCACCACCUCCAGCGGGGACACGGAGAGCGAGGAGGGGGAGGGCGAGACCACCGUGCGGCUGCUCUGGCUGUCCAUGCUCAAGAUGCCCAAGGAGCUGACGCGGCUGUGCCUCUGCCACCUGCUCACCUGGUUCUCCGUCAUCGCCGAGGCCGUCUUCUACACCGACUUCAUGGGCCAGGUCAUCUUCGAAGGGGACCCCAAGGCCCCCUCCAACUCGACCGCCUGGCAGGCCUACAACGCCGGCGUGAAGUUGGGGUGCUGGGGCCUGGUGAUUUACGCGGCCACCGGCGCGAUCUGCUCAGCCCUGUUACAGAAGUACUUGGACAACUACGACCUGAGCAUCAGGGUCAUCUACGUGCUGGGGACGCUGGGUUUCUCCAUCGGCACGGCCGUGAUGGCCAUGUUCGCCGACGUCUACGUCGCCAUGAUCAUGAUCAGCACCAUGGGCAUCGUCUCCAUGAGCAUCUCCUACUGCCCCUACGCCCUGCUCGGGCAGUACCACGACAUCAAGGAGUACGUCCACCACAGCCCUGGGAGCUCCAAGCGUGGCUUUGGCAUAGACUGUGCCAUCCUCUCCUGCCAGGUGUACAUCUCCCAGAUCCUGGUGGCGUCCGCCCUCGGGGGUGUGGUCGACGCCGUCGGGACCGUGCGCGUCAUCCCCAUGGUGGCCUCCGUGGGCUCUUUCUUGGGCUUCCUGACGGCCACGUUCCUGGUGAUCUACCCAGACGUGUCGGUAGAGGUCAAGGAGGAGCAGAAAGGCCUGUCUUCCCAGCCUUCGGGGGAGAGCGGGGGCGGCGGCGAGAAGCCCACCGUCCUGAGGCUGACCAGGAAGGAGGGCCAGCCGAGGAAGGUGGAGACGGAGUCGAUGGUCUGAGCCUCGCCCCUGCGCGCACACAUUCCAGGGGGGGUGGCGGGCGGGGCGGUCGCCGUUGCUUCGGUGGCUGCGCGCUCGAGCCAGAGUUCCUUCGCGAGACGGGUGGAGACGCGGUAGCUGUAGGGUAGGGUCGGGCCGCGAGGCAAAAACACCACGCUAAUUACUUUGUCCACGAUUAAAGAAAAUCAUUUGAAAUCUUUUUUUUUUUUUUUUAAUUGAAAGAGAUCUUGUAAUUUCACCUCUUUCAUUCUGCAGGUAUAUUAUUCUGCAUGUUUUUAAAUUAUAAACCAGAUUUACAAUAGCGACAAGCAGUUUAGAGAAAAAUAAGAUGUUCAUUUCUAAGGUUACAAUUGAAAACCAAAAUAACCUGCUGUCCUUUGCCGUUUGUUACCUGAGUACUCCAGGUGGCAGUCACGCAGUCCGGGACUAAAAUCUCUUUAUCAUGUUCUCUCUGGACGCCUGCAGGUAUCUGGACUUUCUGUCAGAUCUCCUGUCUUGUUGGUGCUGCAGCUAUUGGAGAGUAUUUUCCUUUAUGAUUAUUUUAGAAGAAAAGUUUUCCUUUCAAAACUGGUUUUCUUAGGAGAAACAGCAUUUCCUCUUGUCCUCAGAGAUUCUGACAGACGGUGCGUGGGGCAGCCCUGCCUCUGGGCAGCGGGAGGCGGCGGCCGCCCCCCACCAGCGCCCGGGGGAGGCAGGGCCCAGGCAGGUGCAUGCGCGUGUCCGUGCCCCGACCCCCGACCCCCCGACCCCCCGACCCCGGAGAGGCUGUGGGCUCUUCAUUGCACUUUGACCCGUGUUUAAACCGUUUGCUGGGGAAAUCAUGAGGGCAGAGCUCCAGGAGUGGCCUCGCCCCCUGGGUCCUGCCGCCAGGCCUACCUCGGGUGUGUGGGACGGCGGCCCCGGGCGUGUGAGCUCCUGCUGGGCCGCCUCUGACCUCUUCUGACCUCUUCGCCUGCUCACCCCGCUUGACGCCGGAACCCGAACGGUUGCCAGGUGUCCGGGACGGAAGGAAGGGCCGCCCCCCCGGAGGACUCUGCCCCGUUUCUGCUUUCCGCGUAUGAGCCAGACGCGGACUUUGGGGAAGUGCGGUCAUCAGAUGCUGCAGCUACUUGGAAACGCUUUUCAAACCACGGUCUCUUUAUAACUCGGCGGUUUCUGCCUCUCUUACUUGGAAUGGUCAGUCUAAGCCUCCUGGUGUCACCUGGACACAGACAGUGGUGAUACUUCGCUGCCUCGAGUUUUUUUAAAUAAAGAACUUUUAAGAUGCAUGAGGAACCAUGCUGCAAUAUGAUCAUUCUAAAGCAAAUAUAUAUCUAUAUAUAUAUAUUUCAAGAUGAGACUAAGCAGUUUUUAAAUAAAUUACUUGAAUUUUCUGUGUA